CCAAUUUCAAGUGUUCAAAAAAUGUUGCAUUUUAUUGUCACAAACGAGGGAGAGAAAGCGGAGGCUACUAGGUGAAUAUUUCUGAAGAGAAAAUGCACAAGCCAAGCUUCACUUUCUCUAAUCUUCCUCUCUACUUUACCUUGUUAAUUUUGGCCGAACAAUUAGUUGAUGUUGGCGCCAAAGUGUAUAACUAUAACCGCUAUGAAUUCCCACCUGAUUUUAUUUUUGGUUCCGGCACCUCUUCUUAUCAGGUGGAGGGAGCAGCAUUCGUGGAUGGAAGGAAAGCUAGCAUCUUUGACACUUUUGCUCAUUCUGGAAAAUAUGUGCAGGGCGACGGAGAUGUAGCAUCUGAUCAGUAUCACAAAUACAAGAAAGAUGUUGAACUCAUGGCAGAAACAGGGUUAGAUGCCUAUCGUUUCUCAAUCUCAUGGUCAAGACUGAUACCUGAAGGUAGAGGACGUGUUAACCCAAAAGGUGUUGAAUAUUACAACAACCUCAUCAACGAACUCGUCAAUCAUGGGAUCCAACCACAUGCUACAUUAAUGCACUUAGAUACACCACAGGUGCUCGAGGAUGAAUACGGAGGUUUUGUCAAUAAAAGUAUUAUAGAUGAUUUCACUGGAUAUGCUGACGUUUGCUUCAGAGAAUUUGGUGAUAGAGUUCGACAUUGGACCACUAUCAAUGAAGCCAAUGUAUUUGUCUUAGGAGGUUAUGAUUCAGGGGGUUCACCCCCAAGUAGAUGUUCUUCCCCUUUCGGAGUUCUUCAUUGCGCUAAAGGAAACUCAACAACAGAGCCAUAUCUUGUUGCUCAUAAUAUUUUACUAGCACAUGCAUCUGCUGCUACACUCUACAAGAAGAAGUAUGAGGCCAAGCAACAUGGAUCAAUAGGAUUUAGUAUCUAUGCCUAUGAUUUUGUUCCUUCAACAAAUAAGCCAGAAGAUGUAAUUGCAGCACAGAGAGCACAUGUUUUUUUUAUUGGCUGGUUCAUGCAUCCGUUGGUGUCUGGAGAUUAUCCAAAGAUAAUGAAGACUAAUGCUGGCUCCCGGAUUCCUACUUUCACCAAAAUGGAAUCAGAUUUGGUGAAAGGAUCAUUUGAUUUUAUUGGAGUGAAUUACUAUACUGCCAUGUUGAUCACACACACAGACCUUACGCCCGAGCCAAGAGAUUACUUAGCUGACAUGGCAACGAAAUGGGUUUAUUAUAAUUAUAGUAGCGCUUCACCAGUUGAAGUGAGUACAUUUCCUCUUAUACCAUGGAGUCUGCAAGAAUUUUUGGAGAAUUUCAAGAAUAUCUACAACAAUCCUCCUAUUUAUGUAUAUGAAAAUGGUCAGAUGACAGAGUAUCAUGCAGCAUUGCAUGACCCAUCAAGAGUAGAGUAUUUAAAAGCUCAUCUUGGAGCUGUGCUUGAUGCUGUGCGAAGUGGAUCAAAUACCAAAGGGUACUUUGUUUGGUCAUUUGUGGAUCUAUUCGAGGUAUUAUUUGGUUAUGAAUACAGCUUCGGCCUAUACUUUGUUGAUUUCAAUGAUCCAAAUCGGACAAGAUAUGCUAAGCUGUCUCAGAAAUGGUACUCCGGAUUUCUCAAAGGUAAAAACGUUACCAUAGAUGAUGAAGAAAACCAAUUACCUAAAAAUAUGACUUCCAUUCUUGCAAAUACGGUGGAUACGGAUAAUCCGGUUUUUAGUUGAGGUGUCUUUAGCAAAGAUGACAUCCAUAAUGGACCAGUAGGCUAAGGAAAGUACGGAUAAUCUUAUGGUAUGAUGAUGUUGGAAGAUUGACAUUGAGAUGGAUUUACUCCGCAGUUCGAUAGCAGAUUUUCUACUUACAACCUGUGUUUGCUUUCGUUUGUUCUGAAUUCGAAACUCUCUACCUUCCUUCCUCUUUUAUUGGGGUCGUUCACUUGAUGCAAUGGCGGUGGUUCACUCCUUGGUGUAAUGUAAAGGCUAUGCUAUUGUAAUAAAUCUCUUCCCUUUCUUGCUAAAAGAAGAAAUAUGAUACUGUCCAUGCAA
Molecule: messenger RNA, 2006 nt
Organism: Beta vulgaris subsp. vulgaris (sugar beet)
Lineage: Eukaryota; Viridiplantae; Streptophyta; Magnoliopsida; Caryophyllales; Amaranthaceae
Product: beta-glucosidase 11
Exons: 13
Coding region: 93-1685 (530 amino acids)
Biological process (GO): carbohydrate metabolic process
Molecular function (GO): beta-glucosidase activity
Source: RefSeq, a predicted model, not a curated record